AUGAGUUCCAAGAUGGGAGACAAUGUUAAAGUUGCCGGAGUACAGACCAACGUCAAUGCUUUGGAAGGGGACAGACAUACAAAAUCCAGCGAUGGCGCCCAGGGCAGUGGAAGCUUUGGUAUGGCCAGCGAUAGAGCCGUGGGCGAUCGAGUCGAUGGUGAGAUUUUGGAACAUGCCAUUGAAAACUUGGAGACCAAAAACAAGAAGUGGUGGGCUUAUUUGCUUACAAGAGACUUCUGGAUUAUUUUAGUUCUUGGACAAAUUCUUUCACUUUGCAUCACGGCUACCAAUACAUUCACUACACUUCUUGCGAAUAAGGGAACUUCGAUCCCCGCCUUUCAAACUCUCUUCAACUACGUCUUGCUGUGCGCUAUCUACACGACUUACACCAUCUACAAGUAUGGAUGGAGAGAUUAUUUGAAGCUUCUCUGGGUAGAUGGCUGGAAGUAUGUCAUCUUGUCUUUCAUGGAUGUUGAGGGAAACUAUUUCACAGUUUUGGCUUAUCGAUGGACCAAUGUCCUCAGCGCUCAACUUAUCAACUUUUGGUCCAUCGUUUGCGUUGUAAUCGUCUCGUUCAUAUUCCUCGGUGUUCGAUACAAGUGGCUCCAAGUUAUCUCCAUUCUCGUUUGCUGUGGUGGUAUGGGUAUUCUCCUUGCAUCUGAUCACAUCACUGGUUCCAAUGGAGGCAAUCCACCUACCAUGUUGAAGGGUGAUCUUUUUGCAUUAGCCGGCGCUACUCUCUAUGGUCUCUCGAACGUUUUUGAAGAAUGGUUCGUUUCCAAACGUCCUAUGUACGAAGUCCUGGGCAUGCUUGGUCUCUUCGGUAUCAUCAUCAACGGUAUCACAGCUGCCAUAUUUGAUCGUCAUUCUUUCCAAAACGCCGUCUGGGACGGCCAAGUCGGAGGUUACAUUGUUGGAUACACACUCGCUCUUGCACUUUUCUAUACCCUCGCUCCUAUUAUCCUACGAAUGGCAUCUGCGGCAUUCUUCGAUAUCUCGCUUCUCACGGCCAACUUCUGGGGUGUUGUCAUUGGUAUCAAUGUUUUUGGAUACACCAUCUACUAUUUGUAUCCAAUUGCAUUUGUGCUGAUUAUCCUAGGAUUGUUUGUCUAUUUCCUUUCGGGAAGUAUGUUGGGAGAUGCGGUCAAACCGUGGUUGGGCAAGGAUCAACAGGCAGGUGUGGCAGGUGUUGGAACAGCAAAGUUAAAGGCUAUUAAUGAAGCGAAGAGAGAGGGUCUGCUUAAUUCUGGACAGGGAAUGGCUUGA
Molecule: messenger RNA, 1266 nt
Organism: Botrytis byssoidea
Lineage: Eukaryota; Fungi; Ascomycota; Leotiomycetes; Helotiales; Sclerotiniaceae
Exons: 3
Coding region: 1-1266 (421 amino acids)
Biological process (GO): transmembrane transport
Cellular component (GO): membrane
Molecular function (GO): transmembrane transporter activity
Source: RefSeq, a predicted model, not a curated record